GAUAUGAAAAAAAAGUUAUCUGAAUAACAUCGAAAGCAAUACCCGGAAUUUAUUCUUCGAAAAAUAUUCCACAUAAAAAGACUGUUUUAUUUUUUUAUUUUUCUAUUUUCUGGGAAAAAUAGUUUUUUUUAGAAAUAAUGACGCUCGAUUUGAAUAAAGAUUUUCCGGUAUUGAAGAAUGAUAAUUUGUUGAGAGCGGCAAGAGGUGAAGACGUUGAUCGAAUUCCAGUAUGGGUGAUGCGACAGGCUGGUCGAUAUCUACCAGAAUAUCAGGAAGUACGAAAACAAAAUGAUUUCUUUACCAUUUGCCGUACGCCUGAGUUAGCCUGCGAAGUGACCAUGCAGCCAUUGCGACGGUUUGAUCUUGAUGCUUCCAUCAUUUUCUCGGAUAUUCUCGUGAUUCCGCAGGCGUUGGGCAUGAAUGUGGAAAUGGUUCCCGGAAAGGGUCCCGUUUUCACCGAACCACUCGUAACACCGUCAGAUACGGUAAAAUUGAAUGCGACAGGGGCAGUGGAUCGUUUAAAGUAUGUUGGAGAUGCGAUCACAAUGAUGCGUCACAAACUAGAAGGCAACGUGCCUCUGAUCGGUUUCUCUGGCGCACCGUGGACAUUGAUGGGAUAUAUGAUCGAAGGUGGUGGCAGCAAAACAAUGUCCAAGGCCAAGGGUUGGCUUACCAAACACAAUGAAGUGUGUCACAAAUUGCUGUCGCUGCUGACCGAUGUCAUCGUCGACUAUUUCGAGAUGCAAGUGAAAGCAGGUGCUCAACUGAUACAACUAUUCGAAUCAAGCGCCGAUUACAUUGAUAAGGAACAAUUUGCGGAAGUAUCAUUGCCAUAUGUGCGCCGAGUCCGUGAUCAACUGCGAAAACGAUUGCAAGAUCAAUCAAUCGAACCAGUGCCCAUGAUUUUAUUCGCUAAAGGAGGCGGUCAUUCUCUGUCUGAACAAGCUCAAUGCGGAUACGAAGUGAUUGGAGUUGAUUAUAAUGUAGAUCCAAUCGAAGCCAGAAAAGCGGUCGGUCCAAAUGUGACGCUUCAGGGCAAUUUGAAUCCGGCUGAUAUGUAUCUUCCAGAGGCUGAGCUAAGGGCCCUAACAAAUCAAAUGGUACGGAAGUUUGGGAUGAAACGCUAUAUUGCUAACUUGGGACAUGGAAUCACACCACAAACGCCAAUCGAUAGCAUGCUUACCUUCGUUAAUACAAUUCACAAUGUUUCUCAAGAAUUGCGAUUCAAUGCUGGGAAUUGAUCAUUUUUCUAUUUAAACAUUAGAAUGCAUUUUUCUAUACCAUAAAAAGAAUUGUUCUUUAGUUUUUGUUUUCAAGAAAUAAAUUUAUUCGAUGAGAAAGCAAAAAAA
Molecule: messenger RNA, 1349 nt
Organism: Sitodiplosis mosellana (orange wheat blossom midge)
Lineage: Eukaryota; Metazoa; Arthropoda; Insecta; Diptera; Cecidomyiidae
Product: uroporphyrinogen decarboxylase-like
Exons: 6
Coding region: 138-1241 (367 amino acids)
Biological process (GO): heme biosynthetic process
Cellular component (GO): cytosol
Molecular function (GO): uroporphyrinogen decarboxylase activity
Source: RefSeq, a predicted model, not a curated record